Hydatigera taeniaeformis is the source of this 282-nucleotide messenger RNA. The record is from the annotation of a GenBank genome assembly. NCBI's taxonomy places the organism in Eukaryota, Metazoa, Platyhelminthes, Cestoda, Cyclophyllidea, Taeniidae.
AUGGCUGUCAUGAAGACGUUGAAGGACGACGAUGCUGAAGACAGAAAAAGCGAAGAAAGGGCAGAGGAGGAGGAGGAGGAGGAGGAAGGAGAGCUACGUUAUUUUCAUCUACAAGGUGACACUGGAGGUAGGCAUCUCGUCGAAGGUGAUGUCGAUCAUGAACUCAAUCGUGAACGACAUUUUUAUCCGAGUCGAGUAGGUUGGCACAUUAUAAAGGAGAUCGGCAGUCACGAGCAGAGAGUUAUAGGCUGCUGUGAGUCUGCUGCUGCUUCUGCCUGGUGA